Hydatigera taeniaeformis is the source of this 1116-nucleotide messenger RNA. The record is from the annotation of a GenBank genome assembly. NCBI's taxonomy places the organism in Eukaryota, Metazoa, Platyhelminthes, Cestoda, Cyclophyllidea, Taeniidae.
GUUUGGGUGGAUCAGGUUUGGGUUGGACAUUUAAAUUGUCCCAAUCGGUCUGGGGCGCGGUUGCGUGCAAUGGCUGCGCGCCUUGGAUUCAACUUCAAUCUUGAUUUAGUUCGAGGUCUAAGAGUGCUAAGUACGAAAAGUGUCAUGUUCAAAUGCGACACAAAGCAUAAUGCUUUAUGGGGAGAUGCAUAUAAUGAACUUAGUAUUGGGCGUGAAGCUUAUGACGCCAUCGAACAUCUCUCGGACACGUUGGUAAACGAUACUUCUCGCUCUGUAGCUGCAAGUUUAACUAAGAAACACCAAAGAGCGCGAGAAAAUAUUAAGGCCGGGAUACUCUAUCGUAAAAAUUUCAGGGGUCCACCUGAAUUGUCAAUUCUUACUUCUCGCGCCAGAGAACAGAUUGCACAUUUAUCGGCGACCUCUCCUUCUGAGUGGGAUGCGGUAUCCGUCUCUGAGAACUUCCCUAUUUCCUAUCGUGGUGCAGGUUUACUCUUACUGAAACAGAGGAGGAAUCCGCGUCGGUUUUUCCGUUCUCUCGAUGCUGUCGUAGAAUAUGACACUCGAUCGAUUAAAAACUGGCUUACUCUUAUCGAAGUUAUUUGCACGGCUCAAGUUGGGAACCAUGUAAAGGCGAGCGAGUCUCAGAUAAUGCAAGUUUUGAGUUCUCGUCUGCCCGAUGGGCUGCGUUGGAUUGGGGUUGAGAACGUCUUGAACAAACUAGCCUUUGCAGAUGGAAAUCCAGCCCUUCCCCAUCCUCCUCAAACCUCUGUUGAAGCUGUCAAUUUCGUCAAGUCGCAGCAUCAAGCAGGCUACUUCCAACGAAUUGCUGAAAGUUUUUACAAACCCAUUGAAACAUCCAGUGAAUCAGUUAGUUUACGAGAGCAGCAAGUGUCUGUCAUUAAUAAGCUCAUUCCUCUUUUCAAACACAUGGACUUUUCCGUGUUUACUCAACCUCUGAUGGAGGACACUUCACUGACUUUCAGAACAGUUUGUCGUAAUUGGUUGUGCAUUGAUCCUGAACCGUUGCAACUGGAUAGGUCUAGGUCGCCAAGAACUAGGUCGAAAGUCGACUGUGAUUUUACGAAAGUCUUUCGAUACAAGCGAAUUUGUACAUAA